Drosophila albomicans is the source of this 1987-nucleotide messenger RNA. RefSeq lists its product as uncharacterized. Bases 81 to 1859 code for a protein of 592 amino acids. The transcript is spliced from 7 exons. NCBI's taxonomy places the organism in Eukaryota, Metazoa, Arthropoda, Insecta, Diptera, Drosophilidae. The record is from RefSeq and is a predicted model, not a curated record.
GUACGAACACGUAAGACGUUUUUGUAAUAAACAAAUAAAUAAAUAAACAAACUAUUUAAAAAAAAAAAAAACAAAUAAAAAUGCCGUGUUUUAUGCGAGAAAAAUGCCUAUCAUAUCGCCCUCGGCGAGACAAGACUAAGGAUAGGGAUGUGAUGGCGCCAAAGCCAGUGCAUCCUCGCGCUCUAAGAUUCCAUGGACUAUUUGGCAUGUCCUACGUACGCCAACAUGUUAUGGUCGAUGAGCGAUGGACACCCAACUCUUUGACCGAGCAAUUUGGCGGAAUGACAGAUUUGCUAAAUCGUCGUGUCAUCUACAAAAAAUAUGAGACCAAGACUAAUCGACAACGAUACUUUCGGGAAAGUAAACGAUUGAAAUUGCAGUGUCGGGAUGGACGUGUUAAGCUACAGAAUAUACUCUCUGGGAAUAAUACUCAUAAGAUACGAAACUUUUUAAUCAAACAUAGGGACAUGCAACGUCUUUAUCAAAGGAUGCCCAUUCAUCAAGUUGUGGACAAUAUCAAUCAGCGCACAUUUGUUCUACGCAAAGAGCGAGAUCGCCUUGAAUUCCGUCUAGAUCAACGCAAGCAUGAAUACAGGGAAUUAUUGCUGGAUCGCGCAGUGUUAGAAAAUCGCAUCAAGUAUCGAAAUGAGUUUGUGCUAGAGGAAGAGCUCAAAUCACGUAUUUUUAUUAAAAAAAUUGAGAACUCAAAUGUGCGUUUGAAGGCCAUUAAAACCAUAAAUAAUACCUACAAGAAAAUUAUACAAGUGCUUCUCCACGAUGAAAUUUUUUAUGAGCCCAUACUUCGCUCUCUCAGCGGUGACAUGGAGGAUCAGUCGAAUUUCAUAAAGCAUAUUCUCUAUCUGGGCAUUCCGGCCAUCGCGAAGUUCAAAGAGCUUAAUAUAGAAUUUCGGCAAAUUGAGGAUAAGUCGCGUAAGAACCUGCAAGCCAAGAUGCAAAUGCUAACAUCGCUGCAGAAACAACCAACCACCCAGAUCAGGAAUAAGGAAGAGAUAUCGAAAACAGCAGAUCCAAAGCGUUAUGUACGUGAGACGCGAAGCAUGAUGAUUUUAAAGCUGGUGCUAAAGUCCAUAGAGAGCACCAUUAAGGAGGUGAAAUUUGUUACAUUGUGCUCACAGGCCAAGGAAAUUUAUCCACGGAUGAAGAGUCAGGUGGAUAACAAUGUGAAGCUGCAUCGAUUAAUCGAGAAUGAUAUGCUGGGUCAUGAGAUGCUCGAGACCAAAAUGAAAUGCGCUAAUGUGCUCAAGGGCGUACUCGUAAACAAUUUGUCUGAAGAGGAAAUAAACCGACUGGAGCGUAUCAGGGACUUAAAAAAUAUAUUGAUUGAAGAAGGAGAGCAGGAAAAGGCAACAAUGGAGCAUAUCAAGAACCGUGGCAAGGCAUAUGUUUUAUUGCGUGUUAACAUUUGGAAUUUGAUUGAAAUUCUACGUCAUGUUGAUCGACCGCCUAGAUCAUUGCGAUCCCAUUAUCCAAAUUCGUAUCUGAAGUUGCCACUCCUGAAAUUCGAAAUGUUAACUAUGCGUGCUGCAGCCCCAGAGAUUUAUGAGGAAAACAUUGAUAAUGUGAUGCACUUGCUGAAACGAAAGGUUUACAAACUAAUGAAGGGCUACUUGGUAGAGAUGAAGCCGGCAAUGAUUCAGCGCAAUAAGGAGGAGUAUCAUAUCGAUUUCUUGGCCAGUCGUUACUAUUAUGAGGCCGCCGAGGAUGACGACCAACAGGCUGUCUCCCAAGAGCAAGAUUUGCUGCAGGAAAACAAGACCAUGGCCCAUAUACCAAAUCGCAAACAAAUUAAGGCGGCAAGUGCCAAAUUCCUCGAAGACAUGGCCAAACGCGAUGACUAAAUUUCAGUUAUAAAUAUCAAAUUUUAAAGUCAUUAGCGUAGCACUAAACGUUCAGUGUUUGUAUGUGUCUGUCCAGAUUGUAAAACGACGAACCGUAUAAUAAAAUAGCACAGAGAAGAAUUAAUAAA